UAAAACUUAUUCUCAUCAAUCAAUUAACCAAAUUAACAGGAAAAAAAUGAUAAUAUCCAAAAACAAUAAGUUCACCUUGUUUGUUACGAAAUCAAGAGAGAGAGAAAACAAAAUUAACUACAAUUAACGAUUCCCCUUAAUCACUAUCAUUAGAUUGUGUCAACUGAAUGAAGGUCAAUGCAUCGACUGUGAACAAUGUUAACAAUCAACAAAUUGUCAAUCAUCUCGUAAUGAAAUAACUGUUUACAUCCGGAAAUCGGUAAGAAAACUUUAAUUCCAAGGUUAAUUGUUAAGUUAAACAAUCAUAAGGACAGAGAAAAUUAAACAGUAAAUGAUCAACCGGAAAGACAGAAAUUGUAAAUUUUAGCUAAAUUGUUUACGAUUUAACUUUAUUAGUAAAACUGUGGCGUGAUAACAAUCAGUCGAUAAGAGAAAUUAAAUUUAAUUCUAAUCAGGUCAAUUCUAAAACUGUCCAAUGUAACCAUUAACGCCGUUAACGUCAACGAACGUUGAUUAACACAAACUAACUAAUACUUGAUUAACCGGACUGAUUUAAAUCAUCGUAUUAAUUUUUGUUUUUCAUUAAGUGAAUUAAUUGUGAACAACAAUCAAGAAAAUAAAUAUUUAUCAACGUCAAGUUUUCAGUUUGACUUUGAUUACCUUUAAUUGCUGAUCGUUAACGAUCAUAAAGUGAACUCUUCUUUUCAUUAAGUUGAUUGUGAACAACGAAAAUGUUGACCAGCGGAUUUAAUUGUUUACCAAUUUGCUUGUUAAUUGUUACAAUUUGGUAUCUGCCUAAUUGCCAAUGUUGGCCAAGCGGUGCUCCGGAAAACGCUUGUGCCACUUUGAGUCCAGGUCACGGCGCUAAUCAAGGUAAACCAGGAUCGAGCUCGCCCUAUGUGAUUACCCAAUCGCACUCUGAUUACAAACCUGGUGAAAGUGUUCAAGUUGUCAUCAAAUCGGCUGAUCCUCAUUCAUUCAGAGGGAUGUUAAUUCAAGCCUAUGAUCCGACUACUGGUCAAACUGUUGGUAAAUUUCAAUCUGGUCGAGGGCUGAAAACAAUUGAUUCAUGUUCAUCGGUCAGUCAUUCUGAUCGACGAGGUAAAAGGUCAGCAACUUUGAUCUGGGAUGCGCCAGCCAAUGGUCAAUCAGGUAAAGUUUUAUUCAGAGGGACAGUUGUACAAAGAUACAGUGAAUUUUAUGAAGGAAUUGAAUCAACUAUUUCUCCUUAAUUGCAACUAUUAACUAGUAUAAUCCAAUUAAUCUAUUAAUUGUUUACCUUGUUAUCUCUGUCAAUUGAACAAUAAAAUUUCAAAUCCUUUGAAAAGUUAA
Messenger RNA from Panonychus citri (citrus red mite), 1332 nucleotides. Its product is annotated as putative ferric-chelate reductase 1. Lineage: Eukaryota; Metazoa; Arthropoda; Arachnida; Trombidiformes; Tetranychidae. Gene Ontology annotation, molecular function: oxidoreductase activity, acting on metal ions. The transcript is spliced from 2 exons. The coding region runs from base 732 to 1232 and encodes 166 amino acids. The record is from RefSeq and is a predicted model, not a curated record.